GCGGAUGGAAUUCGUAUAAAAGCGUGGCAUGGAUAUAUAGCAACAUGACGAGAACGUUUAAGGCAUCCAAGGUUGACCAUUGGCAUCCCAACUAUCACAGGCAAGGAAGUCACUACCGAAAGACUUCAUUAGCAAUUUAUAAUCGCCACGACUCCAAAACCAAGCCACAAACCCCGUAGCACCUUCCUUCAGUGACAAUGAGCACUGCCCAUAGAGGUACCUUCCACUUCGGAGUCGAAAUCGAACUUCUCCUCGGCAGUCGUAAAAAGCACUCCACAUGGACUUCCCUCGCCGAAGAUCUCGGCAAAAGCCUUGUCAAAGCCGGUAUCCCCAAUCACGUCAACAAUUCCAACGACAAAACCGUUCCUUCCAACUACCGUGAAUGGUCCAUCACUCAAGAGAUCACCAUUCCCAGCCAACCGGGCAAGAACCUCUUUGGCAUCGAACUCGUCUCCCCCAUUUACGAUGCCUCAUUUCGUUCUCAAUGGGUUGAAGAACUCUCCAAGAUCUUCUCAACUCUCUCAUCCAACUUCAUUAUCACUCCUUCCGAGCACUGCUCAACCCACAUCCAUAUCUCCUGUGUCCCAACCUUCUCCCCAACGGAACUCGCCUCUCUCUCAAAAUGCAUCCUCUACUUCGAGCCAGCUUUGGACUCCCUCUUCCCUGCAAACCGCCGUGGUAGUUCUGCAUACUGGUGCCAGAGCAACAGGUCAAACCCCGCCUUGAGAGGCUUGUCGACGGGAGAAGCCUUGGGGAUCAUCGACGCUGCCGCUACAACUGGAUCUGCAGCUAGGAUCAUCGAAGUGAUGAACCUGUUCCCUGCUGAUUCUGCUUAUGGAAGGGCUAAUGGCCGAAGGGAAGACUUCGUGAGGGGAAAAGUGUACAAGUGGGAUUUGACGGGCUUGCUGGGUGUUACUGCUGGGCAGGUGGCUAGGGAAAAGCCGGGGUUUGGUAUUCCCUCGGGGACUGGGGGCGGAAAUGUCCGGGGGACGAUCGAGUUUAGACAGCCGCCUGGGAGUUUGACGGCGAACGAAGCGGUGGGGGGGAUUGAGGUUGCGGUGUCGUUUGUUGCUGGUGCGUUGAUGGUUGGGUCAAUCGUUGAGAGAGGAAGAGAAGUGUUGGAUGCUGGAGGGCCGAGGGAGGAGCUGUGGGCUUUGUUGGCGAGUGGCGCCAAGAUGCUGGGAUGAACCGAGGGUUUGAAGCCUGCCGAUAAGGGUCUUCUCGAGUGUGCUACGAGGGUGUGAUGCCAGCCCAGGCAGGGCGGUCAUUCAACCCUUGGAGGAUGAUAUAUAUGAAGUUGCAAUGUUGAGGACAUUGGGGAGACCAGAACUUACAUCUAAAAACGAAGUGCUUUGAUGUCAGCAG
Messenger RNA from Neurospora tetraspora, 1365 nucleotides. RefSeq names its product putative amidoligase enzyme-domain-containing protein. The coding region runs from base 198 to 1187 and encodes 329 amino acids. The transcript has 2 exons. Lineage: Eukaryota; Fungi; Ascomycota; Sordariomycetes; Sordariales; Sordariaceae. The record is from RefSeq and is a predicted model, not a curated record.